UAAAUAGCUGGAGAGCUGCGCAAGAAGUUUUUUUCCCAGCUCUUGUAAAGUUUUAGCUGUGGGGGGAUAGAGUGCCUCCGUCCAUUUUCCAUCACGGGUCCAGGUGAUGUCACAGAGUGCUGAGAAGGGAAGUCGGUGCUUUUCUCUUUUUUAACGCAAGACUGCGGAGUAAAGAGGUGCUGAAACGGGGAUCCCGAGAGACUCCUGGCCGCGGUCUAGCUUUAACACUGUUUGGACACUAAUGACAUCAUGUGGGUUGCCGGUAUUUUUAUAGUCUGGAUAUUUAACAUAUUUGAAGCAUGUCAAGCAGAUCUGCUUUCAUCUACAAAAGACAUCUUGUGUCCCACUCUACAAAUAGAAGAAUGGAAAUUUCCAAAUGUAGGCAUUGAUCAUCAAAAUAUUAGCGGCUUUAAUCUGGUCCGAAAGUUUUCUCUGCUGAAGAUCCCGGAGAUAAAGAAGAUCCGAAAUCCCAGGGGCCCAGUGAUCUUGCGACUUGGCAACUUAUCACUUAUUAGAUCUACAGACCAGAUUUUUCCUCUCGGCUUGCCUGAUGAGUUCACUUUGGUCACCACUUUGCUUUUAAAAAAAAAAACAGUGAAGGAGAAUGUGAACAUCUUCCAGAUCUCUGACCCCCAAGGCUACUCCCAGAUCUCUGUUUCACUUAAUGGCCCAGAGAAGAGCCUGGAGUUACAGGCUCUUGGAGUUAAUGAAGAAUUUGUGAACAGCGUCUUCAGUGGCGAAGGGGUAGCUUCUGUCUUUGAUUUCAAGUGGCAUAAGAUUGCAAUAAGUGUCCAAGCUGGAGUUGCAUCUGUGCAUGUGGAUUGCAACUCAAUUGAGACUAAGCCAUUUCGUGCACACCAGAGAGUAGAGCCAAAGGGUCACACCCUGAUUGGUAUGCGCACUGCAGAUGGCACUCCAGCUGAGUUUGAUAUUCAGCAGAUAACCAUCUAUUGUGAUCCUACCUUGGCGAUACAGGAGGCUUGUUGUGAAAUUGCUGGCGGCAGGUGUCCUUCUGAAGUCUCCAAGAUUCGUCGAGAUACCGAGAGAUCCCCUAUGGCAGACGAGUCACUGAGUGCCAAGUGUGCCUAUUGUAUUCAACAAAUUAGAGCGCAAAAUGAUGAGUUUGCCAAACCAGGUCUAAAGAUACAAGUUGCAGAGAUGGCAAUGCCAGGAACUCCAGUCUUUAAAGGCAACAUAGGAGAUCAUGGUCAUUUGGAGCAUCCUGCUGUUCACUUAAAGGGUGAAAGAGGCGAAAAAGGUGAACCAGGUGUGUCUGGAUUUCCAGGAAAAGAUGGAGCACCAGGCGAAAUCUGUGUUGUUGGUCCUAAAGGCCAGAAGGGUCAGCCAGGCAUUGUUGGGCCUGAAGGGAUGGCAGGAGAACCAGGUCUCCCUGGCCCACCUGGGCCUCCUGGCCAAGGAGAACCUGGACCACCGGGAAGCCCAGGAGGUCCACCUGGUAUGAAGGGAGACCAGGGUAAUCCUGGAAUUCCAGGAGAGGAUGGAAUACCUGGUGAUCCUGGACCUCGUGGAUCUGUGGGCCCCAAAGGAGAGAAGGGGGAUCCAUGUGAAGUGUGCCCAGUUGUUUCAGAUGGAGCCAAAGAUAUAGUCACUGUACAGGGAAAACCAGGACCAAAAGGAGAACCAGGGGACCCAGGUUUAGGCCAGCCUGGUUUAACGGGUGCAUCCGGGCUUCCAGGAAGCAAGGGUGAGAAGGGUGACCAUGGAGUUGAUGGUGUUAAAGGAGAAAAGGGUGAAUCUUGUUUGGGAUGCCCUGACUUCACCUCUGUUCCUGCUUCACUCCAGUCUUCUAUUACAAAGCAAGGGCCUAAAGGAGAGAAAGGGGAAACUGGCAUCGGAGAACAUGGAAGUCCUGGUGAACCAGGUGCUACUGGACUGUCUGGGCAGAAAGGAGAAAAGGGUGACAGUGGUGACAAAGGAAAAGAUGGGAGGACGGGGAAACCAGGAAUGCCAGGUUUUCCUGGUUUGGAAGGAAUGAAAGGCGAGAAGGGUAACAUUGGUGAACAAGGAUCUGUAGGCAUCAAAGGUGAAAAGGGAGAAUCCUGUGAGAUAUGUCCAACACCUUCUCCUGAAGAAGGACGUGCACAGACCCUUAUCCAGCUGCCUGAUCAAAUGGGAGAGAAAGGUGAGCCAGGAAAACCAGGCAUUGGACAGCCUGGUAAACAGGGAAUACAUGGAGCUCCUGGUGUAAAGGGAGAUAAGGGAGAACAGGGAUUCCAGGGUGAUUCAGGAACUCCAGGAAUGAUUGGGGCACCCGGACUUCCUGGAGAGCCAGGAACACAAGGCUUCCCUGGGCUGAAGGGAGAAAAGGGGGAUUCAUGUGAAGUAUGCACACCUCUUCCAGAAGAAUUAAAGAGUACCAUUCCAGUCUCAGGAAAGAAAGGAGAAAGAGGGGAACCAGGACACCCUGGAAUGGGUAUUGCUGGAAAGCAUGGAAAACCAGGACUUCCAGGAAUUCAAGGACCAGCUGGACCAAAAGGCAGUCAGGGCAAACCAGGAGCUCCAGGGGUUGGUCAGAUCGGACCAAAGGGAGACGUUGGAGAAAAGGGAUCUCCUGGAGAACCGGGCAUUAAAGGUUCACCCGGAGUCCCAGGACAAGAUAGUCUAAAAGGAGAAAAGGGAUCUUUGGGACCGUCUGGAGUACCAGGUCCCCAGGGACCUCCUGGAGUUGCAGUAACUGGUCCCCCUGGCAAGAAUGGAUUACCAGGAAGACAUGGAUCAACUGGGAGUGAAGGCGCACCUGGAGAUAAAGGAGCCAAAGGUGACAAGGGAGAACCAGGAAACUGUGGCUGCCAACAGUCUCCACCUUGGGUUGACUCAAAGCACACAGGAAAUCCAGGAGCUCCUGGGACCCUGACCACUGGAUUGUUAUGGCCAGGACCACAGGGACCCCCUGGUCCUCCUGGCCCGCCUGGACCCCCAGGUCCUACAGGAUCGACAGGUUUUCCAGGAAGGCAGGGUUUUCCUGGAAGUGAUGGCUUACCCGGGCUGCCAGGCCCACCAGGAGAUUUAGGACCGUUAUCAAUGGUAGCAGAGAGACAGCUGGCAGCACUGAGGCAGGAUAUCUGUGGAAGCUGCUCCGAGGGUCUGCCUGGUGUUCCAGGCGUGGUUGGAAUCAAGGGAGACAAAGGAGAAGAAGGAGAACAAGGCCAGCCUGGUACCUCAGAAAGUGUGAACUGUGAAAUGUGUUUCAAACAACUGCAGCAAGAAGAGCCCAGGGGAGAUGCAAACAGUGGAGGUCCAGGUUGUGCAGGAGCAUCUGGGACACCAGGAAUUCCUGGACUGUCUGGUGAGAAAGGAGAGCAGGGUCCAGCAGGGUCUAGGGGUUUUCCUGGUCCCCCUGGUUCAAUUGGUCCACCCGGUUUCCCCGGUUCACCUGGGCCAGCUGGAUUGCCUGGGAUUCAAGGAGAGAGGGGUCCUUCUGGUCAGAAGGGAGAGCAGGGUCCACCUGGUUCAUCUGGUUACCCAGGACAGAUGGGAACACCUGGUCUCCCAGGACUCAAAGGUGAACGGGGGUACUCUGGCUCUCCAGGAGAGAAAGGUGAAUCGGGUCCUCCUGGAGCUCCUGGCUACCCAGGACCUGCAGGAUCAGUGGGUCUCAAAGGAGAAAGAGGACCAUCUGGGUCUCCUGGAUUAAAAGGAGAUCAGGGUUUCCAAGGGCAACCUGGGUUUCCAGGACAACCAGGACCCCCUGGCUUUCCUGGAAAACCUGGUCCUCAAGGUCCUUCGGGUCCUGCAGCAGAGAAAGGUGCCGAAGGAACACGUGGCCCACCAGGACCCAGUGGACCUCCUGGAUCGUCAGGGCCCCCAGGGAUACAAGGAGCCCCUGGUAUCGAAGGUUUGGAUGGCAAAGAUGGAAAACCAGGACCUAGGGGAGAGAUAGGCCCAGUUGGUCCAAUUGGUCCUCGAGGAAUGCCUGGUUUCAAAGGAAAAACUGGACACCCUGGUCUACCAGGACCAAAGGGUGAUUGUGGUCCUCAAGGUCCCACCGGUGCUACGGGCAGACCCGGGGUUGAGGGAGAUCCUGGCCAGCCAGGACAACAAGGCCCAGUUGGACCACCCGGACAUAUCGGUUUGCCUGGACCAGUUGGUCCACCAGGGCCUGUAGGACCCCCAGGAGUGGGCCUGAAGGGUGAUCGUGGGCCAUCAGGAGAAAGAGGACCUUUGGGCAUGGCAGGACCACCAGGAUCCCCAGGACAUCCAGGCCCUCCAGGAGAGAUGGGCAGUGAUGGUUCACCUGGAAAAGAUGGAACUUCAGGAGUGCCUGGAGAACCAGGUCCCCAAGGCCAAAAAGGUGAACCUGGUGCCACUGGUGAAAAAGGAUCCCCAGGAGAGCGGGGCAGACCUGGGCUGCCAGGUGACUCAUCUAAAAGCAGUUCAAUGGGACUUAUUGGGCCAGCAGGUCCACGUGGAGAAAGAGGCUUGCCAGGGUCGCAGGGAUCUCCAGGCCCUCCAGGUUCACCUGGAGUUCCAGGAACACAGGCAGAUGCAGUGAAUUAUGAUGACAUCAAGAGGUUCAUCCGUCAAGAAGUCAUAAGGAUAUUUGAUGAACGUAUUGCAUACUACAUGUCGAGAGUACAGUUCCCAGUAGAAACAGUUUCUGCUCCCGGUCGUCCAGGACCUCCAGGAAAGGACGGAAUACCUGGAAGAUCAGGUCCCCCAGGUAUGCCAGGAAUUCCUGGGCAGGUUGGAAGAGAAGGUAGACAGGGCCCUCAAGGACCUCCAGGAGAGCCAGGUAAAAAGGGUGAAAAAGGUGACAAAGGAGUGGGCAUCAUGGGCGAUUCUGGACCUCCAGGACCUCCAGGUGUUCCUGGACCCCCUGGCUAUGGAAAAAUAGGCACACCUGGACCAGUGGGUCAGCAAGGUAUUCCUGGUGUGCCAGGGCCACCAGGGCAAACAGGUCAGCCAGGAAAACAAGGCCACUGCAAUCCAUCAGACUGCUUCGGCAUGGCUCCCAUGGAGCAAUAUGACCCCAAAAAGGGGCCAAUGCAUUAGAAGCAGUGGGACACACCUUAAGGAAAACCAAAGCCAUGGACCAUCCACAUUCACACACAGAUCAAAUGAAAAGCUGGAUUGGAGUCAGACCAACAAAAGCUUACAUAAAAAAAACUAUUCCUUUUAGCUUUUUGUUAUAUUUUGGAGACUCCUGAUUUUUUUUCCGUCUUUACAGUGGUCAGUUUCAUUUCAUUUAGUUGGUGGAGGUGGUCGUGUAUAUUUGGGUUGAUGCCAAUACAUUUCUACAAAAGAAAAUGAACCAUUUAAAAGAAAUAAAGUGCUUUAGGAAGAGUACUCACAAAAUUCAUUGAAGAAAUGUAUGCUUUUUCAUGUUUGUUUUUGUUUGACUUGUUUCUCAUAUCCAUUCCACUCUCGUCUGCCCGUCUGAUUUUAUAUUUAUCAUUCCAUAAAUAAUCAGCCUGUUUGGCUGACCGGGGGUGUUGUCAUCUAUUGAGUCAAUGGCACCUGCCUUUUUGUGACCACUGGACACAACGUCUAAAAUUAGGCAGUUCUCUUGUAACUUUGAAUGUAGAGUAUCGUGAAUCGAGUUCACCCGUCACUCCCUAUUCCAUGUACUGCUAGUAGCAGCAAUCCAGUCAAUGCGAGGCAAAGUUGCACAUUUACUUUGUCUUUGAUCAACUAGGUGAUCUUCUUUUUUUAAUUGCAUUGGACUGGCAGUGAUUUUAGAAAUCAGUGCUUAUCAACAUUUAGAAAAUAAAGGCCCUUUCCCUGGAAAAUGAUGGCUGUGUUAAAUGAUUUUGUUGAGUGAAUAGACAGCAGUGCCUUUCACUUGGAAAUCAUAAAGUUUUGUUUGCGUUGAAUGCCCAAGCUGAGUAGUGGGGGAUCAUUAACAACAUUUUGGUUAUUUUAUAAAAUCUAUGUGUGCUCUUGGUGAUGAAGAUUACAGCUUCGGCAACUUAUUACAAUGCUGUAUGUCUUCUGGAAAAAUAAAGUUGAUUUUGUACAUUUGUUUGAUUUUUUAAUAUACCACUAGCCACAGUACAUGUCAAAGACUGAUAAUUGAAUAAGUAAAAAAUAUCUGCUAUCUUUUGCCCUACAUGUACGUUCAGCGCCUCUCUGGAUUCGUGUGUGUCUGACCCUCCCACUUGAGCACAGUCCCAUAAAUCCUGCUUCUCAGGCACAGUCAUUACUUUCGAGGCUCCUUUCUUGCCUCCUGUCCACUUUUAUGCUUCCCAUCCUUGAAGGCGACUCUCUUAGCGUAUGUGCUGUGCCAUUUCUCCUCCUCUUGUCUAACACUUGCACUUCCUCUUUUGAUUGCAUCAUCAAAAGCCAAACUGACCAAUCAUAUUGCUCUAAGGGACAGGACACAUGCACAGCCCUUAGUGUUUUUUUUUAUUACAGAGUAAAUGUAUCAAGUGAGAACUUUUGCAUAAAAUGUCAGUGUGCGUAUAUGCAAAUCUUGUAAAGAAAUGUAUUUGGGUCCAACAUGUAAGUACGCCUUUCCCUGUGCUGUGCACAUGUGACAGUAGCACUCCUUCUGCUAGUUAGGAUUUUGUUGAACACUCAUAACUGUUAUGAGAAGCCAGGAAGCUUCACACCAGCAUCUGCCUUCCAUUACAGCGUGGCAGUGAGCAGACCCUCUUUUGGCAGUAUGGGGCUGGAGGCAGACAUCCGUACCCCAUUGGUCACACUUCACAGCACUAGCAAUCAACCUAACUUGCAUGUCUGUGAGAUGUGGGAGAAAAAUUGAGUGCUUAGCAAACAUCUGCAGAAACAUUGGGAGAAUGUUUAAACCUCUCAGAGGCAGUGUCCUGGUGUGGAGUUCAUCACAAGUCCUAGAACUGUGAAGAAGGAGCUCUGAACAAUUCUGUUUGUCUGUUCUGUUAAUUGUAGCCAUUUAAGCUCAGGGAACUCUACACAUUGACAGCUGUUGCUAAAAGACAACGUAUUACUUGGAGUAUUAUGAAGAGAUGAGGAGAAAUGACACAUUUCAUGAAAGUGGAGAGCGGGCUGUAAUUUGAGCUUAGCUACCUGUAACAGUGCAGCACCACCCCAGUACAACCCCAUGUGUGUCACGUUUGAAUUAAAAAAGCAGAAUCAGUUGUCAGCUACAAGCAUUGUGCACUUCCUCGGAGAGUUAUAAUGAAGUGUGGCUGCUAGAUAACAUACAAAUACCUUGUUCAUUAUUUUCCAAAGCUGUUCAAUGUGACCAUUCUGACCAUGUUUGUUGCAUUCCGUAUAAAUCAGCACCUUUAGUAGCUUUAAAAAUUGUGUUACAAAAAAAAGGCAUCCUAAAUGUUAGAUUCAUUAAGAAUAAAGACACCCCUUGGCAGAGCAAAGUGAAAACACGACUUUCUUUAAAAUAAACUUUAAAGACCAUACCCCCUGGUAUUGCUGCACCGUGUCACUGGAAAUGUGGCCAUUCAUCUUGAAGCCCACAGUAACAGUCGAUCAAAGGAAAGAACGCAACAUGACACAUGAGAGCCACCAUCUGGCCCAUCGAGGGGAGUAUUAGGUAACACCUCCAUUACUUCAAAGCUGCCGUAUUCGAUCUGUCCAUGUUGUUGUAUACGUCAAGUGGAUUCCAGAGGCUUCCUGCUUGUUCCUGUCCCCCUCUUCCUGUGUGCCUUCCUUCUUCAGGUUUCCAUCACUCAUCGUCCUCCGUUUGGCUCAGCCUUGAUGUACUCCAUGCAGUUCUCUUUGUUACAUUUCUGUUGAUGUGAAUCUGGAAUUCAUUAUGUGGAUUUUUGUUUGUAUAAUGUUUCAAAUUAUUAAGAAAUUUUUAAUAAAUCCUCAAUUUGUA
Polypterus senegalus (gray bichir) is the source of this 7777-nucleotide messenger RNA. It is a transcript of the gene col16a1, whose product is annotated as collagen, type XVI, alpha 1. The transcript has 70 exons. Gene Ontology annotation, biological process: endothelial cell morphogenesis; angiogenesis. NCBI's taxonomy places the organism in Eukaryota, Metazoa, Chordata, Cladistia, Polypteriformes, Polypteridae. The record is from RefSeq and is a predicted model, not a curated record. Bases 250 to 5013 code for a protein of 1587 amino acids.